UGUCAGUCAGUUUAGAAACAAAACGUUUAGAAUAUUCUGGUAUUACAAAUCCAAAUAACGGCUCUACAAGCAGACAGUAUGCUUAAUUUAUUUGUGAUUUUCAAAAAUGUGAAUGUAUAUUUAUCUUGGUACUUAUUUUAUUUACUUUUAAUAAUAGGAUUUUUUAGACUUGGUCCAGUGUAAAAAUCCCCCUCCUCUCGCGGAAAUCCUGAAAUCCGCUGGCUUUUUCUUCAGACAUCAUAGCUCACCAGCCCAGAGCAGCAAAGAAAAAAAUCGAGCAGUCAACGAGUAAAUGGACUAUAGAAGUGAUACGGAAAAGGGAAAGGCUGCUGCGUUCAAAUGCGUGUUUGUUGUGUGGAAUUACUUAUACGUGGUUAAGCAGUGAAGCGCCUCCCAGUGCCUCGGUCAUAGAUCUUAAAACCUACUGCAUAUAUGCAGAAUGUAUUUUUGGUUGAAGACGAUCCUAUAGCUGAGGAGGGUCCUUUCACUUGCCCACAGGGCCCCCCUCAACCUCAGUUUUACUUCCCUUUUUCUAUAGAUCUCAAUUUGCAUGGAUGCCGGAUCCCGGAACAUGCUAAAAUACUUCGGCAUUUAAACGUCGCUGGACUUUUUGACUGGAUUCGAAUUUUAUGCUGUUUUGGAAAUAACCUCGCACUUUUUCUAAAGGAAACAGACGACAGAACGGCAAGAUAACGGACAUUGACAAUUUUCUUAACCUCUCUUAAAACUCAAAAAGUUGGUGUAAAAAUAAAGUACUUAAAUUGUUAGAUGUUUGAUCAAACUACGAAUAUGGGCGAUGGAAUCGCCGAAGACCGAAACCACUGUGGAUCAAAUUCGCUGUGUCGUGAUAGAGGAAGAGAUUCUAAAAGCCGGACUGAUGUGGGAAACCGGUCACCUGUUCAGAUUUCUACUGACACACCAGGGACGUCGGCAUCCACACCGACUUCAUCUAGCGAGGAUGGCCACGAUAAACUUUUAGGAGUCGAUCCGGACUACUGUCGAAGAAUUUUAGUCAGAGACGCCAAGGGCACUAUUCGGGAGAUUGUGCUGCCAAAAGGCCUCGACCUAGACCGACCGAAACGCACGCGGACUUCCUUCACUGCUGAGCAGCUUUAUCGACUCGAGCUCGAGUUCCAGCGAUGUCAGUACGUCGUCGGCCGCGAGCGCACAGAUCUCGCGAGACAGCUGAAUCUUUCAGAAACUCAGGUGAAAGUGUGGUUUCAAAACCGCCGCACCAAACAAAAGAAGGACCAGACAAAAGACACUGACAAACGGAUGUCAUCCACCUCUGAAUCACUCGCCACAUGCAACAUUCUGCGCCUACUGGAGCAGGGACGACUCCUGUCUGUUCCUGCACCUCCACCCAAUCCAUUGUUGGCCCACCCUCACCCAGGCAAUGGCUGUCUCCUCGGAAGCUCAUCUGUGUCCACUUCCUCUGUGGUGAGUAGCACCACCACGCCUCCUGGGGCUGUGGCAGGCGGUGGUGGGACUUUUGGACUGUCCCUGUCUUCAUUAGGGGGCACUCCGCCCUCUCCGCGUCUGGGGGUGCCACCUCCCUCACUUUGCUUUACCAUGCCUCUUUUGGGGGGUGCCCAUCAUGAACUGCCUUCUGGAUAUGGGUGUGGAUCUUCAGCAUUUGAGCCCUACACAAGGAUAGAGAGGAAAGAUGGGGAGCUAGGUGGUAAGAAGACAGUUUCCUAAAAGUGUUCCUCGCCUGUCCCCAUCUUCCUUUCUCAGGGGUCUCACCUGUGCCGUGGUCAGCCAGGAGUUGUUGGACAGUGUGUAUGUUUGCAAAAACUCAAACAAGUAGAGAAAUAGAGACUAAAGGAUGUUUUUGCUCUUUGUCUUCAUUUUUUCUGGCCUCUCUUGCGCUAGUGCCUACAACCAAAUGCAUGGAAAAUGGCCAGUUAGGCUCCAACUUUCCUGUUAAGGUGUGGUUAGGAGGAGUUUUCAAGAGACAAAGGAUGAAGCCUUGUAAUUAAGCAUCAAUGUAUUCAGUAUGCUUCGUGGUGAAUUUUUGUUCACACAGCUACACAAUUUCCUUCCAUUUAUGAAUUACGUGUGUAUUUGGUGCAGAUGAUGACAGAUUCUGUUAAUGUAACUGUAAAAGGCAAAUUUACUUCACAACAUAAGUUUAAGUUAUCCAAAUGGGUGUAAAAAAGAAAAUGGACGAAAAAAUUAUGUCAAGACGUUAUGUUUGAUCAUAAUUGUAAUGCGUUUUUAUGCUGCUCUAAAUUAAGUGACUAUAAUUGUCAACAUGGUAGUGUUUUCGGUGAUCUAAAUGUGUGUCUGCGUGAAAGUAUAAGAAUAGGAGAACUAUCUUUUAUUGUCCUUUAGAUAUUAAAUUUCAAGGUACUGACAAAUUAUUCAAACUGGAGAUUGCUGAUGCUAAACUAUCUAUCUAAUCAGUUAAAUGAAUAUUCUAGAGAACUGAAUUAUUAUUAAUUUAAGCAACUUCAACAUGCGCGUCUGGAGAAUGACCCAUGUCUUCAGAACGGUGCAUUUUCAAAAAUAGAAAUGAAUUAAUGAAUAUAAUGCAUCCAUUUAAUGAAUUACCUUUUAUUUGCAUUUUUUAUCAAGGCCAUACUGUCAUUUUCCAAACCUCUUUAAAUUGUAUUUGUCUCUUCAUAGCACAUUCAAAUCUUAAUUUAAAGCAUCAAUGACUAUACAUUACCCUCACUGGCUCAGCAACAUUGAGGUUUGCCCCGGUUAACAUGCUGCGUAUUAACAGAGAGUUGCUUCCAAAUGUAAUUGACAAAAAAGGGCUAAAUAUACUGACUUUCACGAUUACCAGUCACUUUGAUUAAUUCAGCACCUGUUUUCAUCCUUCAAGAUCUUAAGCAAUGCUAAAUUACUGAUCAAAUGUUCACAGAUUCAGCUUCACAUUAGACUCCAAGCAUGGACAUACAGUUCUAUUCAGUAGAGCCACAAGAUGGAUGUAUUAUCUUAUAGGUUUAAAGGCACAAAAACAUCCUGCUAUUAGCAUUGUCCUUUAUAAGCUUUUGGGUUAGUUUGGUGCUCUUUACCAACGCAGACUUAUUGCAGUUUAUAAGUAUUUUACGAAAUAGCUAAUUCGUAUUCAUUUGUAUAACCACAUAGAAUUUGUAGAAUUCUGCGUGAUUUGCUUUCACUACUGUGACAUUGGUGUUAAGGGUGUGGUUUCAUUAAAAAAUAUAUAUCGUCGCUGCCCGAUGAAACUCGUAUGUCUAAAACGGUUACUUUUCAGAAAGUGAAAAAAACACAGUAUAUCAAAAGCAGUUGAAUGUAGCGUUGUCAUACUUGGUACGGCAUAUUAACAUGUAACCAUAUUCUUGCCAGUGUAAUGAUAUAAUCCACAUUUGACCAAAAUUGAGUUUAAAUGGACAGUCGUGCAUAUUUUACAGUAACUUUGAACGAUACGCGUUCUUCCGAUCAUUAAUUAGAAUGGCCAAGUCGCGUUUCGUAUUGACAGAUGAAUACACUCAGUUCAUUAAAUAGUCAAUGAUUACAAUGAAUUUCAUUACACAUGUACAAGAAAACACACCAUAAAAAUACAACGCAACAUAUGUGACACUAGACCACAAAACCAGUCUUAAGCAUCGUUUACCUCGAUGAAGGAAAGUCAUUGUCAUGUUUAUUCAGCUAUAUCCAGUGCUGAGCUUCGAUGAAACUUUACGAGACCGGCGAGAUGCUUCACAGGCGGAAGAUAUGCGGCAUGAUUGACAGCUUUGACACCAAAUGGGUAUACGUGAAAAUCAGAUGACAUGAUUUCACAAGUUUUUAUUGGCCAUUUAGGUAUGUGACGCAUACUGUAUACGGAAAUGAACCUGGACAUUCAAUCUGUCGAAAAAUCUCAAAAUCGGCAAAAUGAACAUACGUGAUUUUCAUCGGACAGCGACGAUAUAUAUAUUUUUUUAAUGAAACCACACCCAUAUAUAUAUAUCAUAAGGUGUUGUAUAAUUUGCUUACAAAUUCAUACAAAUUAGCCAUCUCAGAAAAACUUACAAUUUGCAAUAAGAUUGUGUUGGUAACCAGCUGCAAGAGCACCAAACUAAGCUUGAAAAGGAGAAUGGUAGUCUCUUAUCAUUUGCAAAAAUGUAUAAAAAUUACCGUAGGCAACUCAGACUGGGUUUACAGUACAUGACUCUAGUAUUACAACCCAAAAAUUGUGAAUUCUUUUAUUACUUUAAAUCUAAUGCACUUUAUGAUUUUCUUUAAUUUCUGGCUUAUAUCAAUUAAUAAUAAAUUUUAUAAUUUUUUUAAACCCCAACUAUUGGCAGCUUUUGAUUGUUGAAAAAAAUUCAGAGACUUCAGAGUUCUAGCCAUCUAUAGAAAUGUUUUUUGUUGAGAUACGGGUGUGAUAAAUCCAUUCAGCGAUUUUAAGCUAGUCUAACCCAUGCAGACUCAUGACUCGUGUAGUAUUUCCAUAUUUCAGGGGGUAUUACUGUAUAUAGUAAGUGUGUAUGUCUGUGCCAAUAGCAUCGCUAAUUGAAAUUACAACAAUAAUGAUGUCCCAUUGCCUCAUAAUCAUGCCAGUGGUGUUGUGUUGUGCUAUUAAACAAAGCAAUCUUUGAGGGCCUCAGAUCCAUUGUGUUGUGCAGUCAUUGUACAUCAAUCUGCCAGAAACAUGGAACACAUUAGUAUUAUAGUUUCUAUAGUGUUGUCUCAUUAGUGUAGACAUUAUCAAAGUUAUAUGGUAAACUUUUUCAUAUAUUCUUAACUCUACCAUUAUUCCUAAACGGUGUUGGUUGAGAUUAAGACUUCUGAAGAACAAAGACCCUUGAAAAUAGUUUGGGUUACUUAAAAAUCCUUAAAAAUUUUAUUGCGGUACCAGAAUUUCAGCCAGUACCAAAAGUUCUUAUCACAGUGUUUGUGUCGUUGAACACUGUUAUUUUCUAUGAGCAUCACGUACAGUUCAGUGCAGCUAUUUUUCAAUUUGAAUA
Molecule: messenger RNA, 4922 nt
Organism: Misgurnus anguillicaudatus (oriental weatherfish)
Lineage: Eukaryota; Metazoa; Chordata; Actinopteri; Cypriniformes; Cobitidae
Gene: vax2
Product: ventral anterior homeobox 2
Biological process (GO): brain development; central nervous system development; regulation of transcription by RNA polymerase II
Cellular component (GO): nucleus
Molecular function (GO): DNA-binding transcription factor activity, RNA polymerase II-specific; RNA polymerase II cis-regulatory region sequence-specific DNA binding
Source: RefSeq, a predicted model, not a curated record